This is a messenger RNA of Aspergillus calidoustus, 354 nucleotides long. NCBI's taxonomy places the organism in Eukaryota, Fungi, Ascomycota, Eurotiomycetes, Eurotiales, Aspergillaceae. The record is from the annotation of a GenBank genome assembly.
AUGAGCCUUUCGCGGUUCUGCCUCAGGAUCACAUUCGAAAAUUCGCCUAUCAGCAUUCUGGCGUUUCUUCUAAAGUUCAAACUCAAGCAAGCCCUGCGAAGAUCGUGCGGGGUGACCGUGUUCCCUUCUCUCCUCACGGUCGGCUCUUGCGCUGCCGGGACGGAGGAAAUCUGCGACGAAUCACUGGACCAGCCAUUGUCCAGCGAUCCGGAGGAGGUUGGUCUGAAGAGUCGAAGCUCGAACUUUCAUGAUGCGACUCGCCGACUCUGGAUGGGAAGAUGCACCUCUCCCCCAACAGCCCACGUAUGUCGAUGUUUGGAACUUGAAAAGAUGGGAGAGUGCCUGCAGGCUUAA